Molecule: messenger RNA, 4617 nt
Organism: Notolabrus celidotus (New Zealand spotty)
Lineage: Eukaryota; Metazoa; Chordata; Actinopteri; Labriformes; Labridae
Gene: glis1b
Product: zinc finger protein GLIS1
Exons: 11
Coding region: 216-3254 (1012 amino acids)
Biological process (GO): regulation of transcription by RNA polymerase II
Cellular component (GO): nucleus
Molecular function (GO): DNA-binding transcription factor activity, RNA polymerase II-specific; RNA polymerase II cis-regulatory region sequence-specific DNA binding
Source: RefSeq, a predicted model, not a curated record
GAGAGAGAGAGAGAGAGAGAGAGAGAGAGAUGGGAUGCUGAUGCACGAGCCACACUGAGAGGAUGCUAUCGACCAGGCUUGCAGAUGUUUUCAGCUCCACUUUGAUCAACAUGCUGAUGCCCACAAUUACACUUUUUCCUGCUCCUCAUUGGCUCGUUGGAUAAGGUAAUGUGAGCAGCGCUUACUUCACACCGCAUGGGAAAGCCGAGAUAUCAAUGCAGAACUCUUCGCUGUUCGGGAUGGUGAGCCACUGUCAGACUCCAACUUUCACAGACUUUACCGGCCUGUCGCUCUCCAUGUACGGCAGCAAGGCGGACAUGUGUGCGCGCCGUGCCGGGAGCGCUGCCUUUGGAGCUCAGAUUUGUCGGAGCCCGUCUGACACACCGGCUCAUAUGAACUGCGCCAGCCCGAGGAGACUCAUCGCAGCCGAGGAAAAACUGCAUCUGUCAGCCAAAGCUCCGCGCUCGUGCCUGCCGCUUCCACCCCUGCAAGUGAACGGUGCCUACUGCUCAGAGAAGGGUGCAGACACAGAGUUGGGUGACACUCAGGCCUCCCUCAUGCGAUGUGGGCAGAGCUUGCCACUGCUGGUGGGGGGUCAUUCAGGGGGGGUUUAUACCCAGAGCCUCCACUGUGACAGACCGACGCCCGACCUCCAUCUGCAGGACGGCCCUCACCAGGACACCAGAUCCUCCCCUGCCUUCCAAAGGACCCUGCCAGGGGCCUCACCGGGCCUGGGCUGCAGCAGUGCCACUGGUGCUCACUCCUCUCUCCCCUACCCAAUCAAACAAGAGAACCCAAUGGGCUACAAGAUCUCCAAUACAGGGUCCGGGGUCAACAGCGCAACUCAGUCGGGGUUUCAGAACUGCAGGGUGGGCCAAGUUUUAGGGGUCACAAGGGCUGAGGUUAUUGGAGGACCGCAAGUUAGCAACAACGGUAGUGGCGUAUGUGCAGUGAGCGGUGUAGGUGGUGCUGUGUCAAGGGACGCAGUACAAGCCUUUAAUAAUGAAGAUGGCUCCUCCCCGCUGGCUUUGUCCCCAACUGGCUCCCGUCAUUCAGCGCGGCUGCUCAGUGCUAGCAGUCUGAAGAGACGCUGCCUGUCUCUGGCCUCGCAGUCCACCGCUGCAGCAACGGGUUCCCCAUCAAAUACUGGCGCAGUAUCCGAAGAGAUCAACAUCACCGCCAUCAUCUGCUCCUCUUCACAGAUGUCGAUGGUCGCCUGCGUCAACGGGUUCCGCACAAACCUCUCGCCAAGCCAAGCCAGCAGUGCCGGCUUUUCUUCCUCUUCCUCCUCCUCUUCGACAUCCCCACCCUCUAACUCCUGCUCGAGGGAAGCCCCCCAGAGGCCCCCACCACACGGCAGCCCCCUGCAGGCCUCUUUGCAAGAGAGCUGUCAGCUUUCCUCACCUGCCACCUGCCUGCUCUCCCUCUCCUCCACUUCCUCAUCCUCAUCAUCCUCCUCGUCAGUGUCAUCAGCAGAGCCGGAGCAGGGCCAGGGGCUGUGCGAGGAGCAGGGCUCCAUGCUACAGGGGCGGGGGGCUGGAGGAACAGCUGGGGGAGGAGUGGGAGGAGAAGGGGGAGGCCAGGACGGGUUAGGGCUGAUGAUGAGUGGGGCCCUGAUGUCUGGGAUGCUGCAUUCAGGGCCUGAAUCUGGGGCUCUCCUGGAUGGGGGCCAAAGAUCAGUAGCUGCCCUCAAGCAGGAGCCCCUGGAUGAUUUUUCCCCAAGUGAAGAUGAACUCUUUCAGCACCACUUUCAUCACCACCAUCACCUGAGUGGGCGCUCCGGGCACCUUCGUCACCCUCAUCACACAUCUCGCCCUGCCAUGCCUCCACCCUACCACUUGCACCAGUACGUGGGGCCCAGUCCUGGGGGGCCGCUGCACCACCAGGGCCAGCAAACAGCUCCUCAGACCUCUUCCCUGGGACUCAAACAGACCUCCGGAGGCCCUCCUGGCUCUCACUCAGCAACAGAGAGGGAAGAAGUCGGAGGAGGAAUGUUAGCUGAUAAGCAGGUGUGUCGUUGGAUUGACUGCAGUGCUGCGUACGAGCAGCAGGAGGAGCUGGUGAGGCACAUUGAGAAGGUUCACAUCGACCAGCGCAAAGGUGAGGACUUCACCUGUUUCUGGGCCGGCUGCAUUCGCCGCUACAAGCCCUUCAACGCCCGCUACAAGCUACUCAUUCACAUGAGGGUUCACUCUGGAGAGAAACCAAACAAGUGUAUGUUCGAGGGCUGUAACAAAGCAUUUUCACGUCUGGAGAACCUGAAGAUCCACCUGAGGAGCCACACAGGAGAGAAGCCGUACCUGUGCCAGCACCCCGGCUGCCAGAAAGCUUUCAGCAACUCCAGUGAUCGCGCCAAGCAUCAGCGCACUCACCUGGACACGAAACCCUACGCAUGUCAGAUCCCAGGAUGCACCAAACGAUACACAGAUCCCAGCUCACUACGCAAACAUGUCAAGAUCCACUCAGCAAAAGAGCAACAGGUGCGUAGGAAGCUCCGGCCCUGUCCUCAUCUGGAGCAGGACGUUCUGAGUGACUGUCUCUCCAUGCAGCACCUCCAGAGCUCAGCCUCCUCACAGCACCUCUACAAUGGGAAAGAUAGUCGUUCUCCUGGACUGGGCCAGGACAUCUUCACAGGCCUGUACACUGUCUCCAGCACCCCCCAUCACAGCGCCUCAGUGGAGCUCCUCUCCCCCACCCCCAACCCCGCCUCCACAUCUGUCAAUGACCUGCCGUCAAGACAACACAGACUGGACCGUGACCUAAACAGCCCCCAUCACCUGUCCCCGCUGACUGCCAUGGAUGGGACGAGAGAUGGGGUGUCUGGUCCCCUCCUGUCUCCAGGGAUGAAGGGAACAGGGACAUCUCCUCCUCCUCCCACUCCUUUGGAGAAACAGCAUGCCCACCCUCAACACAAGCCGUACUCCCACUAUCACCACCAUCAGCCUGCCAAUGACGAAUACCAAGGCAGCUUCCAGAGCUGCUUCCACUUCGGAGACUCCUACAGGAUGGAGCAGACUGUUGGUGGCGUCCACGUUCCAGGAGAUUCUCAUGCCUACAACUCCCAUCAGCACAAUGGCUUCCACAUGUCGACCAACAAUGCAGGUACUCCAGUUCCAGGUUUCAGCUUGACCCAGGAGCUGCAAGGCAGCGCAGGGUGCCAGUUCUCUUCAAGCCCUGAGGAGAGCAUCUUCUUCCAGGUGGGCAGCUUCGACCGCAGCCUGAGUCACAUGUCCUCUGUCUACACAGAGACAUAGAGCAGCACUGGAGCAGGGCACACUUCAGCACACCUCCUCCAGUACUCUACUGUUAUAAUGCUUCCACAGACAUCACACCAAGAAACCAGCUGAAAGAAACAGACGAACACUGCAAAGUAUCUCACUUCUCAUUUCCUAAGAGUCCAACCAAGUGAUUAUUACAGAGUCCGAAACUCUUUGACUCAUAUCCCCUUAGAAAAUGUCUGAGCGCCAGCUACUUGUGUCUUUUAACGCAACAAUUUUAAACUGUUUUUCUCACUCAUCUUAUUCAAAUCAUUUUCACCGGUACAUUUAUGGAGUAGUUACAUAACAAAAAAGCAAAAAAAUUGAGGAAAGCUUUAAAGAAUUUUAAUACCUAAACAUUUUUUUUUCUUUUUAGGUAUUCCCUACUGUAAUAGUAGUAAUAAUAAUAUUACUGUCAUAGUGAUUUCAGUGAUACUGAAAUUUGGCCUGAAACAUUUUGAGCUUGAGACAGCAAGCCUGUGUUUCAAACUUGCAUUGAACCUUGAAUUAAAACUAGCAUAUAUUUAUAGCUUACAUUUUAAGAAUAGGGUUAUUAACCAGGCAGGUCACGUCUAAUAAAAGAUGCCAAACUGAAUUAUGGGAAUUGUAGGAUUCAAUGCUGUCAUGGCUUGACCCCUACUGUAAACGUUCUCAGUGUUUCCAGUAUCAUUCAGGUUUAAUUGCUCUUGCAAGACCUCUAGUUUAAUAAAAGACCAAUGCUUCACGAGCAUGACGGCACUUAUAAGCCUUCAGAUAUGUCUUUGGUUCUAUGUGAGAGCCUCUAUGUGAGAGAGAAAAAUAUCCCAAUAUUAACUGACUUAAAAUUGAAAGAAAAAAAAUGAUUUUUUUUAUAUUCACUUUCAUUCAUUAAAGGACCACUAAGUGUUUUUUUCUGUUUUAGAAUUAUUAAUUUUACAGAUUCUGAUGUCCUCAUACUGGUGCUCAAACUUACACACGGACAGAUCAGCAGUUUAAGAUCACGGAGAAUGUUUUUUCAGCCUCAAUAUUUAAACUUCAGUUAUAGUAACACUCCCCUCCUUCUUCUCCAUGUUUUCCUCUCUGAUCUACAUUUUUCACUCUGUUUUAGACUGAAGUGUAGAAAAGAAUAUAUCAUUUUGCUGUGUUGUUGUAACAGUGGAAACCUUUUUUUUUUUUUGCAUAUCUGUAUUUUGUCAAUUUUUGUGAUUUUUGUGUUGGUUCUCUUGAAUUAUCUCUGGAGAGGUUCCUGAACUCAUUAAUUCAGCAAUAAUGCAGAAACCAACCUACUUUAUUAUUAUAUGUAAAAAAUGUACAGUUUGUUUACAUCAGUCAUUUGAAUGUUUGUCCUUUCUCUAAUAAGAAAUAAAUAAUUGUAUGAUCA